CAUCAGAGUCUCAGACCAGAACCAGAACCCAGCUGUGUGUCCUUUAUGAGCGACGGGUCAAAGAAUGUCAUCUAUGAAUUCAAACCUUCUGGACCUCCGUCCUCAGAGAGAGUGGACCAGCAGAACUCAGAGGCUCCCAGAGGUCCGUCUGCCCAGCAGCAUCAAACCCAGCUGGACUCCAUAUUUAUGCUGCUGGAGGACAACAUUGUCACUUUUGUGAAGAAGGAGCUGAAGAAGAUCCAGAAGGUUCUGAGUCCAGAUGACCCAGACUGCUCAGAGAGUCAGAGAGAUGAGGAGGAGUUGGAAGGUGAGAAUGAACAGGAGCAGAGGAGGAGCAGCAGAGAGGCUCUGAUGAAGAUCACUCUUAACUUCCUGAGGAGGAUGAAGCAGGAGGAGCUGGCUGACCGUCUGCAGAGCAAACAUCUUGCUGCAGUUUGUCAACAUAAACUUAAAUCUGGUCUGAAGGAGAAGUUCCAGUGUGUGUUUGAGGGGAUCGCUAAAGCAGGAAGUCCAACCCUUCUGAACCAGAUCUACACAGAGCUCUACAUCACAGAGGGAGGGACUGGAGAGGUCAAUGAGGAACAUGAGGUCAGACAGAUUGAAACAGCAUCCAGGAAACCAGACAGACCAGAAACAACCAUCAGACAAGAAGACAUCUUUAAAGUCCCACCUGGAAGAGAUCAACCAAUCAGAACAGUGAUGACAAAGGGAGUGGCUGGCAUUGGGAAAACAGUCUUAACCCAGAAGUUCACUCUGGACUGGGCUGAAGAAAAAGACCACCAGAACAUCCACUUCAUAUUUCCAUUCACCUUCAGAGAGCUGAAUCUUCUGAAAGAGAAAAAGUUCAGCUUGGUGGAUCUUGUUCAUCACUUCUUUACUGAAACCAGAGAAAUCUGCAGCUUUGAACACUUCCAGGUUCUGUUCAUCUUUGAUGGUCUGGAUGAGAGUCGACUUCCUCUGGACUUCCAGAACCAGGAGAUCCUGACUGAUGCUACAGAGUCCACCUCAGUGGAUGUUCUGCUGACAAACCUCAUCAGGGGGAAACUGCUUCCCUCUGCUCGCCUCUGGAUAACCACACGACCUGCAGCAGCCAAUCAGAUCCCUCCUGAGUGUGUUGGCAUGGUGACAGAGGUCAGAGGGUUCACUGACCCUCAGAAGGAGGAGUACUUCAGGAAGAGAUUCAGAGAUGAGGAGCAGGCCAGGAGUAUCAUCUCCCACAUGAAGACAUCAAGAAGCCUCCACAUCAUGUGCCACAUCCCAGUCUUCUGCUGGAUCACUGCUACGGUUCUGGAGGACGUGUUGGAGACCAGAGAGGGAGGAGAGCUGCCCAGCACCCUGACUGAGAUGUACAUCCACUUCCUGGUGGUUCAGACCAAAGUAAAGAAGGUCAAGUUUGAUGGAGGAGCUGAAACAGAUCCACACUGGAGUAAAAAGAGCAAGAAGAUGAUUAAGUCUCUGGGAAAACUGGCUUUUGAUCAGCUGCAGAAAGGAAACCUGAUCUUCUAUGAAUCAGACCUGACAGAGUGUGGCAUCGAUAUCAGAGCAGCCUCAGUGUACUCAGGAGUGUUCACACAGAUCUUUAAAGAGGAGAGAGGGCUUUACCAGGACAAGGUGUUCUGCUUCGUCCAUCUGAGUGUUCAGGAGUUUCUGGCUGCUCUUCAUGUUCAUCUGAUCUUCAUCACCUCUGGUGUCAAUCUGAUAAAAAAACAAACAUUUAAGAGGUCUUCAUUUUCUAAGAAAUCUAAACUAACGUCUCUUCACCAGACAGCUGUUGAUCAGGCCUUACAGAGUCCAAAUGGAAACCUGGACUUGUUCCUCCGGUUCCUCCUGGGACUUUCACUGCAGACCAAUCAGAGACUCCUACAAGGUCUGCUGACACAGACAGGAAGUAGCUCACAGACCAAUCAGGAAACAGUUCAGUACAUCAAGGAGAAGAUCAGUGAGAAUGUUUCUGCAGAGAAAAGCAUCAAUCUGUUCCACUGUCUGAAUGAACUGAAGGAUCGUUCUCUAGUGGAGAAGAUCCAACGGUCUCUGAGAUCAGGAAGUCUCUCCACAGAUAAACUGUCUCCUGCUCAGUGGUCAGCUCUGAUCUUCAUCUUACUGUCAUCAGCAGAAGAUCUGGAUGUGUUUGACCUGAAGAAAUACUCUGCUUCAGAGGAGGUUCUCCUGAGGCUGCUGCCAGUGGUUAAAGCCUCCAACAAAGCUCUACUGAGUGGCUGUAACCUCUCAGAGAUAAGCUGUGAAGCUCUGUCCUCAGUUCUCAGCUCCCAGUCCUCCAGUCUCAGAGAACUGGACCUGAGUAACAACAACCUGCAGGAUUCAGGAGUGAAGCUUCUCUCUGCUGGACUGGAGAGUCCAAAUUGCAAACUGGAAACUCUCAGCUUGUCAGGCUGUCUGGUCUCAGAGGAAGGCUGUGCUUCUCUGGCUUCUGCUCUGAGUUCCAACCCCUCCCACCUGAAAGAGUUGGACCUGAGCUACAAUCAUCCAGGAGACUCAGGAGUGAAUCUGCUGUCGGCUAGACUGAAGGAUCCACAGUGGAGACUGGAAGCUCUCAGGGUGGAGCCUGCUGGAGUCCGAUGGUUGACACCAGGUCUGAGGAAGUAUUCCUGUCAACUCACAAUCGACACAAACACAGUGAGCAGAAAACUCAAACUGUCUGAAGACAACAGGAAGGUGACACGGAUGGAGGAGCUUCAGUCAUAUCCUGAUCAUCCAGACAGAUUUGAUGAUCCUCAGCUGCUGUGUAGAACUGGUCUGACUGGUCGCUGUUACUGGGAGGUCGAGUGGAGAGGAGGAGUUGAUAUAUCAGUGAGUUACAGAAGAAUCAUGAGGAGAGGAGACAGUAGAGAUUGUUGGUUUGGACUGAAUGAUCAGUCCUGGAGGCUCAGAUGCUCUAAUCGUCAUGGUUACUCUGUCUGGCACAAUAAGGGAGGAACAUCCAUCUCCUCCUCCUCCUCCUCCUCCUCCUCCUCCUCCUCCAACAGAGCAGCAGUGUAUGUGGACUGUCCUGCUGGUAUUCUGUCCUUCUACAGCGUCUCCUCUGACUCACUGAUCCACCUCCACACCUUCAACACCACAUUCACUGAACCUCUGCUUCCUGGGUUUGGGCUGAGGUCCAAUUCUGGUUCCUCUGUGUUUCUGUGCUGAUUGAGUCUAAAGAGUCUCCUCCUGUCAGAGAAAGCCUCUCCCUGUUGAACAGAUAGUUCAGUCUGUUCAUGUCUGUCUCUUUCACUCAGAAACACGUUUUCACACGGCGAGCAUGUGCACUUUAGUGGGAACGUGUCUACACAGAAUAAAUACAUCUGUCCUUUAACUUUUUUCCAAAUCCUUUUUCGUUCCUGUUGAUUUCUGCUGCUCUGCGAAGUUUAACUUCUGUAGUAAAAUGAUUCAAACCAGUAACAUUCGUCAUAAAUUCUUAAACAUCAGCAACUCCAUCUGAGGAUAACUCCAAAACUGAUGUAUGACUAGACCCAGGGCUGAUAAAAUCUAUCUAAUCAACCGGGUUGUACUUUUACCAAACGUCUUUAAGCUCCAUUUUCACUUUUAACUUUUGGUUCUGCUUACUGGUGAUUCCUAGACCUACAAUUAGCAGAAGUUGUUAGUGAGCUAAUUCCUCCCUUUUAUUUAUUUUUAAAUAACCAGAUUUAUGUCUAGUGUAUUAUAUUCAAACUAUGGCUUUCAAACUAUUAAACUUUU
Fundulus heteroclitus (mummichog) is the source of this 3696-nucleotide messenger RNA. Its product is annotated as NLR family CARD domain-containing protein 3-like. Bases 46 to 3147 code for a protein of 1033 amino acids. NCBI's taxonomy places the organism in Eukaryota, Metazoa, Chordata, Actinopteri, Cyprinodontiformes, Fundulidae. The transcript has 8 exons. The record is from RefSeq and is a predicted model, not a curated record. Gene Ontology annotation, molecular function: protein binding.